AUGUCUUCUAGUAAUAAGCAAUCGUCUGUGCUGAAUUUCUUUAAGAAAAACUCUGGUGCAUCAACAUCGAGCAGUAACGACGACAAUGCACAAAAUCCAUGUCCUGAGAAGAAAUCUAAGUUCGUAUUUAGAUCGAAGUCUACAAGUUCAGCACCAUGGACACCACCUGUCCAUCAGGGGAGAAAAGAAACAGAUGAAUCUUGUGCUCUGACUGUAAAUCCUAAUGUACAAAGCAACAGUGCAAAUAAAUCACCCACAAUCCUUCAAAGUCAUCCAGCUCUUCACAAAGUUGUUUCUUCAAAGAGUUUUAAUAAUAACACUGUGGACAACAGUAGUGCAGACAUGUUUGCAAUGGAUUUGGAUGAUGAUAGAGACCUCCCGGCAGUGUUCACUAACGAAAAUAAAACACCAUCACCAGAGAAGUCCAACAAAUCAGUUAGGAUAAGUUCCACACCGAGCCCACCAAAGAGCAAGAAUGUGUCUUCAAAUAAGAGUAAUGUAUUGAAAACUCCAGAGAAUAGUUCCAAAGUGGACAAAGAUAGGCUAAGGAAUAUAAAAUUAGAUCACUCGUUGUCCAAUUUCCUGAUCCAAGUGGCCAAACAUCCUGCUAUAAAGAAAAAUAAGGAUUCGUCAUUAGAUGAUAUUGACAAAGAACAAUGUAAGGAUAUUUAUAUAGAAUUACUAGAGAAAAUAUUUGACGCAUUUGAAAGAAUACCAAAUUGUAUAAAAGAAAAGUUCCCUGGAUAUGAUAAAAAAAUAUAUGCCAGAAUAAAACUAUUUAAACAUAAAUUAAAAUUAGUUCUGAGCAGUACAUCUAAUAAUUAUAACACAUCACAAAAAGAAGAUAAAUAUUGCAACGGAGGUUCAUUGAAUGAUAGUGAUGUUAGCCCUUAUUUACAACUUAAGCAAGAAGAUGAUUUAGAUGACUUUGACCUGGAAAGCAGUAGAGCUAAUAAUAAAAGACUUAUAGAAAUAAAUUUAAAUAAUGCUAGUAAUCCAGAGACCUCAACUCCAGAUCUAUGUUUAAAUAAAAAUGAACCAAUAAAAACUAUCUAUUCAGAACUAACAUCCAAGAAAUCUCUGUCUUUUGAUGCACUUUCGCCACUAAACAGCUCAGUUAAGCCAGACACGGACAUUCAAUCCGAUGUAGAACCUGCAGGCACAUCAGAAGUCAAUAAAACAAAAGGCAAAUUUGUUUUUAAAAAACCUUCAAGACUUACUAUGGAAGAAAAUAAAAUAAACCUGAAUAACGACAUACAAUCAUCUACUGCAGAAAGGAUAAAAAAUGCACAAGACAGAUUAAAACCAGUAGAAAAGAAUGAACCACCCAAAUAUGUGCCAAUAACAAACAGUUCUGUCGAGUUUCAACCUCCACAGUUCAGUAAAUCUUCUCUUAUGAAUCUUGACACAAAUACUACAGAGUCCUCACAAGAACUGAAAAAAGAAUUUAAAUCCGAAGACAAUAAAGAUGAUUAUAGCUUAAAUAUUAAUGAAGAGAUAGAUGAUUUACCAGAAACUUCAGGUACAAGUGUUAUAAAUAUUAGCGAUUCGGUUUCUAGUAAUGUAGAAAUAAUUAAUAGGAAACAGAUAGCCGUUGACGAUGAGGGCUGGCCCGAAUACAGGAUGGAGGACUUCGAGGACAAUCUUGUAGACUUGUCGAAUGAGCCUAAAGCUUUCAAUUUAAUGGAACAUUCUGUGGUUAGGGAGGAGAAUAGAACUCAAUACGAAGGAAUUGGCGAGUUUCAAAAUGACACACAAAAUGAUGGCAUAACAGGUGAAUUCGACGGCACGCACUACCCCCACUCAGCCUUGAUGCAAGAAACAUUCAGAGAGAAAUUCGGCUUGAAGAAGUUUCGGACGAACCAACGGCAAGUGAUCAACGCGACGCUGCUGGGACACGAUUGUUUCGUGCUCAUGCCUACGGGAGGAGGUAAAUCUCUGUGCUACCAGCUGCCAGCUUUACUGACUCCGGGCGUGACAAUCGUGAUAUCCCCACUCAAGUCGCUGAUAUUAGACCAGGUCAACAAACUGCUGACACUCGACAUUCCAGCGGCACAUAUGUCUGGCGAUGUGAGUGCCCAAACAUGCGACGAGAUAUACCACAAGUUGUCAAUGAAGGAGCCGUUGCUGAAGCUGCUGUACACGACCCCGGAGAAGAUCAGCAUCUCGCAGAGGCUCCAGGAUAUGCUCGAUGCCUUGUAUGCGCGAGGGAAACUGGCUAGGUUUGUUAUCGAUGAAGCUCAUUGCGUGUCCCAAUGGGGCCACGACUUCCGGCCAGACUACAAGCGCCUCUCAAUACUCAGAGAACGGUACCCUAACACCAUAAUAAUGGCGCUGACAGCCACAGCCACUCCUCGGGUCCGGAUGGAUAUCCUUCACCAGCUGAAGGUGAAGAAGUGUAAAUGGUUUCUAAGUAGCUUCAAUAGACCCAACCUGACUUAUAAUAUAACACCAAAGAAACCAAAAAGUGCAAAUCAGGAUAUCGCUGCAGUCAUUAAGGAAAAAUUUUUCAGGCAGUCGGGUAUAGUGUACUGUCUGGCACGUAGAGAGUGUGAGACUCUGUCGGCGGAGUUGCGCAAGGAGGGCAUCCAGAGCGCGCCCUACCACGCGGGCCUCACCGACAAGAAGAGGAUCGAGGUGCAGGCUGGAUGGGUCGCCGACAAGUACAAAGUGAUAUGCGCGACGAUAGCGUUCGGCAUGGGCGUGGACAAGGCGGACGUGCGCUUCGUGAUCCACCACUCGCUGCCCAAGUCGGUGGAGGGCUACUACCAGGAGGCGGGCCGCGCCGGCCGGGACGGCGAGCCCGCCACCUGCAUCCUCUACUACUUCUACCAGGACGCCAUACGCAUCAAGAAGCUCAUAGAGCUGGAAAGUAAUACAACGGAGGAAUCGAAACGCGUUCACAUAGACAACCUGCUGCGUAUGUUAGAGGUGUGCGAGAGCGCCACAGAAUGUCGGCGGGCGCAGGUGCUCGCUUACCUCGGUGAGAAGUUCAGCCGAGAACAGUGCCUACGUGACAAGAGGACCGCGUGCGAUAACUGUCUGAAAAAGCACAAGUACAAGCUAGUGGACGUGACAGAAGAGUGCAAGCUAAUAGUGCGGAGUAUCAGAGAAAUGAAUACCAAUGGAAGGAGUCCCUACACCCUACUUCAAAUAGCGGAUGUGCUCAAGGGCUCCAAGCAAGCCAGGCUGCAAGCUCUGCAGAAUUCGCCUCUGCAUGGACGUUGCAAAUCGUGGAAGCGCGACGACCCGGUGCGGCUCCUGCGUCAUAUGGUCAUACGCGGGCUGCUGGCCGAAAAGCUCGUCAUCAACAACGACAUCACCAGCUCUUACUUGGUGCUGGGACCUAACGUCGAAAAUGUGAUGCGGGGCGGUCUCCGCGUCGUGCUCCCAAUGUUGGUCGAGGAAAAGGCGUCUCUAACGACUACGAGCGCGCCCGCUACGAGCGCUACGGUCUCACCCGCAGAUCCAUUGCUCAAACGCAUCGAGGAGCGCUGCUACGCAGACCUCGUAGAGGCUUGUCAUGAGAUGGCGGCCGCGCGCGGCGCGACGAUGGGCGCGGUGCUGCCGCAGGCGGCGCUGAAGGCCAUGGCCAGCGCGCUGCCCGAGGAGCCGGCCGCCAUGCUCGCCAUGCCCUACGUCACGCGCGCCAACUACGACAAGUUUGGCGCCAAGCUGCUCACGAUCACCAAAAUGUACGCCUAUGAAAGGAUCGGAGUUCUAAUGGAGCGAGAGGGUGAGAUGGAGCAGGAGCAGAAGAAAGAGAACGACUUCGAGGAUCCCGGGUCCGGCUCCGACACGGACUGGAGCCGCCUCGGGCGAGACGCAGACAAGUCCCGUAACUCUUCUACAUCUCGUGGAAGGAAGACUUACAGGGGUGGAGUUAGGAAGAACAGGAGACGGUAUCGCCAUAGAGGCACAAACACGUUCAAGCGCAAGGCGCCGUCGGCCGCCAAGAAGAAGGCGGCGCGCGGCGCGUACGCAGCGCGGGGACGCGCCGCGACGGGUCGUGGCACCGGGGCCAGUACCUCUAGCGGCGCCACCAAGUUGGGCAGCAUGCCGGUUCCCCGCUCCAACACCGCCGUACUUAACACGAGGCCGGGAGUCUUCAAUCCUUCGAAACUCAACCUUAUAUAA
Molecule: messenger RNA, 4137 nt
Organism: Arctia plantaginis
Lineage: Eukaryota; Metazoa; Arthropoda; Insecta; Lepidoptera; Erebidae
Source: the annotation of a GenBank genome assembly